UUCACUGCAAGACAAGGGUUAAAAAAACCUGUCCACAACAACUGUAAAAAAAAAAAAAACUCACUGCUGUCUCGCAGUCCAAAAAGAAAGAAGACUAUUUGGAUUCGUUGACUUUGACUUUAACAAUGACCGUAUCGUUACGCCGUUGACUUACCCGCGCCUUAAAUAUCCACGUGUAUUUUUCUCAUUGGUCCCGACAAAACCGUCGGUCACGAUAACCGUUUUUAAAAACACCGUCUUACGAAAAACCCAAUCGCUUCACGAGACAAACGACGAACAACGACAUUGCGCGUUCUUAUCUUUCUGGGUUUUUGUUUAUUUAUAUUACUCUAUAUAAAUAAAAAUACCCAGAAACGUAAUUUCGUCGAGUUCAAAAAUUCAUUUCACAGAAUAAUUUCUUUCCAUAAAAAGAUUCCAAGAUUUUUUGUGGAUAAUCAAUCUUCUCUCUUAAAAGAAUCUCAUACCCGUCGAAUCUUCUUCUUCCACCUUUUUCUGGGUUAUUAAUAUUUUCCCUGCAAAAAGAUUCUCAAACUUUUUCCCGAUCUUGUCAACCAAAAAAAUGGCGAUCAAGACAAAGACUAGUCUGAUUCCAAGUUGUUCAUCACCGGAGGAUCUAAAACGCGUUUUGCAAACGCUAGGUUCAAGCUGGGGAGAUGUAGUUGAAGAUCUGGAACGUCUUGAGGUUGUUCCGUUAAAAGGAGCUAUGACUAACGAGGUUUAUCAGAUUAAUUGGCCUACUUUAAACGGCGAAGAUGUUCACCGGAAAGUUCUUGUUCGGAUCUACGGUGAUGGCGUUGACCUUUUCUUUAACAGAGAUGAUGAAAUCAAAACCUUUGAGUGUAUGUCUCAUCAUGGUUAUGGUCCUAAGCUUCUUGGUCGCUUCUCUGAUGGUCGUCUUGAAGAAUUUAUCCACGCAAGAACUCUUUCUGCAGAUGAUCUUCGUAUCGUAGAAACAUCUGAUUUCAUCGCUGCGAAACUAAGAGAGUUUCAUAAGCUUGAUAUGCCUGGUCCAAAGAACGUUCUUCUCUGGGAAAGACUCAGGACUUGGCUUAAGGAGGCUAAGAACUUGGCUUCACCAAUAGAGAUGGAUGAGUAUCGGUUGGAUGUUAUGGAAGAUGAAAUCAAUUUGUUGGAAGAGAGACUUACUAGGGGUGAUCAAGAGAUUGGUUUCUGUCACAACGAUCUCCAGUACGGAAAUGUCAUGAUUGAUGAAGAAACCAAUGCCAUUACAAUCAUAGACUAUGAGUAUUCGAGUUUCAACCCAAUUGCUUAUGACAUUGCAAACCACUUCUGUGAAAUGGCUGCUAAUUACCAUUCAGACUCUCCUCAUAUUCUGGAUUACACUCUAUAUCCAGGAGAAGAAGAAAGGAGAAGGUUCAUCAGCACAUAUCUUGGCUCUACAGGGAAAGCAACAAGUGAGGAAGAAAUAGAGAGGUUAUUGAAUGAUGCAGAGAGCUACACUUUAGCAAACCAUAUCUUUUGGGGCUUAUGGGGAAUCAUCUCGGGACAUGUGAACAAGAUUGAGUUCGAUUACAUGGAAUAUGCAAGGCAGAGAUUUGAACAGUACUGGCUUAGAAAGCCUUUGCUGCUGGAUUUACCUUGAAGGAUGAAGCAGAUUUGCAUUGAAAAGCCGAUAUAGAACUAAAAGUUUCUGCAAUUAGAUCGAAAGAAAAAGAGAAGUUAGGUGACUAUAUAUAUGUUGCUAUUGUUGUUACUCUCAUCAGUUUAUGUGUGUUUCUUCCCUUGUAUAUAGAGGUUUGUUAACUUUCGAAACAGUUAAAUUGAGUAAAACUUGUUUUAAAGAAAAUUAUUAUACCAUCAUACAUGAA
Messenger RNA from Arabidopsis lyrata subsp. lyrata, 1829 nucleotides. RefSeq names its product probable choline kinase 1. Bases 560 to 1603 code for a protein of 347 amino acids. NCBI's taxonomy places the organism in Eukaryota, Viridiplantae, Streptophyta, Magnoliopsida, Brassicales, Brassicaceae. Gene Ontology annotation, molecular function: ethanolamine kinase activity; choline kinase activity. The transcript is spliced from 7 exons. Gene Ontology annotation, biological process: phosphatidylcholine biosynthetic process; phosphatidylethanolamine biosynthetic process. The record is from RefSeq and is a predicted model, not a curated record. Gene Ontology annotation, cellular component: cytoplasm.